UCACAAAAAUCAUCGUCUUUAGUUUUCAAAACCGGUCUCAAUUUUAAUAAAUAACGUCAUGUCCAACUGAGCUAAAAUUCAUUUUUGCACAGAGUUAAACGCAACUAACAAUGCCAUGGUAAAAACAAACGCUGAUAAAACUGCCUUAAACACGGAGCCAACCAAAGGUCGGGAGGAUGAACGCAUCACCUCAAGCAGCGGCCCGACUUCUCGUGCCGUGGCUGCUCCUCACCAGCGUGUCAGGAACGAGCUCCGGUCAGUGGCCGCAGGUGAAGGCCUGGGCUCACAGCCAGGUGGUAGCGGCCGUCCUCGGCCGCAUGUCCCACCUCCAGGACGUCGUUGUCGUCCACAGUCGCGGGACGGUGCCGGAGGCUCUAUGGUCGGAGCUGAACAAGGGGGCGAGAUCCGUGGAGACGCUGGAAGCGGCGGGAUCGAUUGAUGGAGCACGGGUGCGUCAUCACAGCGUGCUCAAGGUGUGCAUCUUCUGGCUGGCGGACGCCGAGUGGCAGCUGCUGAGGCCGGAGGACCCGGAAGCGUUUCUCGACAAAUGGGGCAGUCGUUGUGGCCGGCUGGUGGUGGUGGAGACGAUGCGGCAGGUUGACGAGUCGGCCGGCGUCAGGCUGGUCAACUAUGACCACGCGCAAACCAUCUCCGUCGUGAUGUUCCAGCCCGACGGCGACCACGUCAUGGUCUUCGGCUUUCACAUCGACUGCGUCCGCCAGCGCAUGGCUCCGACCCUGCUGUACGACUCGCGGCGACGGCGGAACAGCGAUGACCUGCACCGGCCGAACCGCGUGGUCCUCCGCGGCCAGCAUCUCCUCGUCACAUCCACCGCGCUUGCCGACACCCACCUCGCCUACCUCGCCGACCCGCGAAACCAGUCGAGCAUCGUCGGCGUCGAGCCCACGAUGCUGGCGGCAGUCGCCGGCCACUACGGCUUCAGCUACUCCAUGGUGCAUCCGCAAACGACGGACGGCCUCUUCGGCGUGCGCCUGGACAACGGCUCGUGGACGGGCGUGAUCGGGAUGAUUGUGCGGGGCGAGGCGGACCUGGCCGUCGGCGACAUCUCGGUGACGCUGGAGCGCAGCGAGGUGGUCGACUUCACGUACCCGUUCCUGGUGGAGCCAGUGUCGUUCUUCAUGCUUCGACCUGCCCCGCUGCCGCGCUGGCUGGUGAUCGCUGUGCCGUUCGAUAGCGCCACCUGGCUGCUGCUGCUGUUGGUGCUGGUGACGGCACUGGUCGCGCUGCCACUGCUACCCGGCAUGCUGGCCGGCCGGUCGUGGCGGCUUCGCCUGCGGGAGGCAUCCGCCUUCCUGUGGGGGGCGAUGGUGAACCAGGCGGUGAGCCUGCGGCCGCGCGCCGCCGCCUGUCGCCUGGUCGUCGUCUCCUGGUGGGCGUUCUGCCUGACAAUGACCAUCUGCUACCAGACGCUGCUGACGUCGCAGCUGUCGGUGUCGCUGUUCCCGCCGCCGCUGGACAGCCUCACGCAGCUGGCUCUCUCGGAGCACCGCGUCCUCAGCAUACAGCACGUCGCCGUCACCGAGUAUCUGGAGAGCUUCAGCGGCAGCGCAUCGGUGCUUGGCCGGAUCCCGCCGAAGCUCUCCUACUUCCCGCUGGAAGAGAGCCUGACCGAGCUCCGUCUCGAGCCCAACACCGCCUACCUCGAAGAGCUGGCCAUGCUCCGCCAGGCGGUGGCGGCGCGGCCCGACCGCCACCGCUACUACAUCUCGCGCGCGCGUUUCUUCGCCACGGGUCUCGCGUGGCCAGUCCGACGAGGCGCCUGCUUCAGGGGAGCUCUGGAUGAGGCCGUGCGCCGCCUCCUGCAGGCCGGCCUCGUGGAGUUCUGGAUGCGGGACGCCGGUGCCGACGAAGCGACCGUCGCAGUCGCUAAGAAGAGCCUCCGCUUGAAGGACCUGACAGGGGCCUUCCUGCUGCUGGUGACGGGAAUAGCGCUGGCCACCGCCUGCUUGACCCUAGAGAUGGUCUGGGUGGGGCAGCGACGCAAAAAGCGCGGCAAUGUUUGGGCCAGGGUGGUGAGUUCAAGCAGAAGGGACGCCGAGGAGGAAAGAGCCUGCUCGUGA
Messenger RNA from Pollicipes pollicipes, 2081 nucleotides. Its product is annotated as glutamate receptor. Gene Ontology annotation, cellular component: membrane. The record is from RefSeq and is a predicted model, not a curated record. Gene Ontology annotation, molecular function: ligand-gated monoatomic ion channel activity. Lineage: Eukaryota; Metazoa; Arthropoda; Thecostraca; Pollicipedomorpha; Pollicipedidae. The transcript has 2 exons. Bases 177 to 2081 code for a protein of 634 amino acids.